Molecule: messenger RNA, 2205 nt
Organism: Spinacia oleracea (spinach)
Lineage: Eukaryota; Viridiplantae; Streptophyta; Magnoliopsida; Caryophyllales; Amaranthaceae
Product: protein FAR-RED IMPAIRED RESPONSE 1
Exons: 3
Coding region: 1-2205 (734 amino acids)
Molecular function (GO): zinc ion binding
Source: RefSeq, a predicted model, not a curated record
AUGAGAACUUCUAAGGAGGGUGAAGGAGUGGUUGGAAGCAAAGGGAGGUUGCAAUUAAACCAGGUUCUUGAAUUGGAUGGGGAGAAAGAGUUGUUGGAUGAUGUAGGGGAAUAUUUUAGUGAUGAUGGGUUUGACGAAGAUGAUGGGGUAGGUGAUGGUGUAGAGUCUGAAGAUGGGGGAGUUGAGGAGGUAGAAGUUGGUGAAGAACGUUGGGAAGAUGGCGAGGAUGAUGUUGUGGAUGAUUAUGAUGAAGCAUUAGAUGAAGGAGAUGAAUUAGAUGAAGAAUUGUGUAUUGAAAAUGAUGAUGACCUGAAUGAGGUUAAUGAUGAUAAUUAUGAUGAAUCCGGAGAAAUGGGAGUGGGGCGAAACACUACUUGUAUGGAGGAUGGAGACAUUGGCGGCCCUGGUGAUGGAGAUGGGGUUUCAACCAUUAACGCAGAUAUGUAUACAACUCCUACGAAGCGGAACAAAGGUCCCGUUCUACCGACCCCUUCUGUUGGAAUUUCUUUUGCUAAUUGGGAAGCAUUGAAUAACUAUUUUCGAUCCUAUGGGGAGCAACAAGGUUUUGGUGUAGUGUGUAUGGGAGGGAAUAAGAGCGGGGUGAAAGACAGUGAAACGGGCAAAUCGAAUUCCCUGAGGACCUAUGUUUGGAGGUGUGAGUGUCAUGGAAGGCCAAAAUACCGGCGGAUGGUGAAUGGCAGGGUAGUUACCUGCGCAGAGGAACCAAUUCUUAAGAGGAAGACGAAGAAGUGUAGUUGCCCUGUUAUGCUAUAUGGGGCUCGGACCAAAGAGAACUUAUGGGUUGUGAAGAGUGUUGUUACUGAACAUUUGAACCACAUUCCCACUCCUACCAAGUCCAACCAUAUUUCCAUGUUCCGGGUCAGGAAAAUAACUCAGACAAUCCUGAAACAGAUUGAAAAUUAUCACGAUUCAGGUGCACCUGUGGCUCAGAUUUUCAAUAACUUAGCGGGAAGAAGGAAUGGUGUAGAGAAUAUUGUUUUUACGAAGAAAGACGUGCAUAAUAUUUUGAAUAGGAGGAUGCGAUUGAGGCUACGAGAUGGGGAUGCUGUUGCAAUGAUAAAUUAUUUAGAUAAAAUGACAAAGGAUAAUCAAAAUUUUUUCCAUCUCCACCGGCUUGAUAAAACAGGGAAGUUCCAGGAUGUAAUGUGGGUUGAUGCUCGUAGCAGAGCUGCGUAUGAGUAUUUUGGGGAUGUGGUUUGUUUUGACUCCACGUACUUGACAAACAAGUAUGAUUUGCCAUUUUCGAACUUUGUUGGGGUGAAUCACCAUGGGAAAACAAUUUUGCUUGGAUGUGCAUUAGUGUCUCAUGAAACCGCGGAAACGUUCGUUUGGCUCUUUAGGGCAUGGUUGUCUUGUAUGGGGGGUAAAGCUCCCGCUGCUAUUAUGACCGACCAGGAUGCGGCUAUGAGGAAGGCAAUUAGAAUAGCAAUGCCAAUGCCUAAAACCAGACAUCUUUGGUGUAUGUGGCAUAUUAUGCAGAAGUUCAGCCGAAAAUUGGGUUCGAUGACUGAUUUUCCCCAAAUAAAAGUUGCCCUACAGACUGUCAUAUACAACAGUUUGACCCCUGUUGAAUUCGAAGAAGGUUGGGCUGAAGUGGUGGAAACUUUCAAGCUGAAGGAGGCUAAGGAAAGCUACAAGUGGCUAGUAGGGUCGUAUAAUCAGCGAGAAAUGUGGAUACCUGUAUAUGUGAAGCAUAUUUUUUGGGCGGGGAUGCAGACUACUCAGAGGGUUGAGAGUAUUAACAGUUUCUUCGACGGGUACUUGAAGAAGAAUACGAGAUUAUAUCAGUUUGCUCCUAGGUACUGCAAGGCCAUGGAAAGUAGGGCCAAUGAUGAAAAAGCUGCUGAUGUGAACUGCUGUCGUUUUACUCGGUCUUUGGUUGGAGAGUUUGCUGUGGAGAGGAAGUUCCAGAAACUAUAUACGGAUGCGAAGUUCGUUGAAGUCCAGAUCCAAUGUAUGCGGGUAUGUUACGUAACACCUAUUACUUCGAAAGUAGUUUCUGAUGUGGAGGUUGAGCAUACGGUGUCUGACAAAGUAUGGGUAUGGUCCAAGUUCUUGAGAAAGGAAAUAUCUUUGGCAGGCCGGAAGCGUAUAUACGUCGUGAUGUUCAACAAGGAGACCUCAUUUGCAAAGUGUGACUGCAAACAUUUCGAGUGCCACGGCAUUAUGUGUAGGCACUGUUAG